Microplitis demolitor is the source of this 779-nucleotide messenger RNA. RefSeq names its product gamma-glutamylcyclotransferase-like. The coding region runs from base 168 to 689 and encodes 173 amino acids. Gene Ontology annotation, molecular function: gamma-glutamylcyclotransferase activity. The transcript is spliced from 4 exons. The record is from RefSeq and is a predicted model, not a curated record. NCBI's taxonomy places the organism in Eukaryota, Metazoa, Arthropoda, Insecta, Hymenoptera, Braconidae.
UUGUGGUUAAAAUAUACAGCUGGUUGUAACUUUUAGAACAUUUUAUUAUUUUUUUUAAAUUUAAAUUCUUGUUUAAAUUAUUUUGAGUAAUUAAUAAAUUUUAGCAACGAAAAUUUAAGUUAUUAAUUAAAUUAUAAAUAAAAAAUAGAGAAAAUAUUUAUAAAAAAAUGCGACAAGUACUUUAUUUUGCUUAUGGAAGUAAUUUAUUAAAAUCAAGAAUUAAAAUAAAUAAUCCAAGUGCUGUUCUAAAAGAUAUUGGACGAAUAGAAGAUUACAGAUUGGAUUUUAAUGGAUACUCAAAUUUAUGGAAAGGAUCACCAGCAACUAUCGUAAAAACUAAAAAUUAUCAUGUCUGGGGAGCUAUCUGGGAGAUAAAUGUUGAUGAUAUUAAACGUUUAGAUAAACAAGAAACUGAUUAUUAUGCGUUUCAAGUUGAUGUUAUCAAUCCUGAUGGUAAAAUAUAUAAUUGUCGAGUUUAUGAACAAAUAAAAUUCCCCGAGGCUAAUGUUAAACUUGAAGAUUUACCAGAGAUGAGACGACCAGCAUUGACUUAUUUAAAAAUAAUAAUUAAAGGAGCUCUUGAUUGUAAAUUACCGAAUUAUUACAUUGAUAUAUUGAGAAAAAUAAAACAUAAUGAAUUUAUGGACGAAAAUAGUAUUAUUGGGAAAGAAUUGCAAAAUGUGAUCUAGUAUCUAUAAUAGUAUUUUUAUUUUUAAAUAAAAUAAACAUUUUAUAUUAUUAUUAUUAUUACUGAUAAUCUUUAUCCUUCGCAUAAUAAA